CAUAAAAUAAAUGUGUACUUGUUUUGUUUUAUUUGACCAAGUAGUGUGGGUUACUGUGUAGUGUGUACCAAAUGGCGGUUCUCCAAGCUAAAGGAGAAGAAGUUCAUGCAAAAUGAAUUCUUGGAUUUGGCAAAGGACCAGCUGUCACUUUCUCAUGUGGGUGUCGAAUUUCUGAAUCUGUUGUCUGUGUUGAAGUAGAUCCGAGCUGAAUGUGGGGGCUUUAGAGCUAAUCUCGGUGGUGUAUUUUCCAAAAUGUGAGCGAGAAUCUUCCAGGAAAAGAAGUUGCACAUGUAAAGGAAAAGAGAAGCUGCAGACAAAGACAGUCCAGAGGCUUGUAAGUUCAAAGAGACAGAACUUUCUAGAGAGAGAGAGAGAGAGAGAGAGAGAGAGAAACAAGCAGUUCAUUUGGGGUUUACUAUUCAAGUCGACAAUUUUUUUUUUUUUCCAGUAUAAGAAAGAUUUAGUCUUUGUUUUAUGAAAAAUCGAGUCUUUAAGUCAAUGUUAGUGAUAAUUUCCAGUUUCAAAGGUUGUUGAAGCUUUAUCUGAUUCUGGGAGCCAAGAUUGGAAGGAUUACAGGUUUUUUUACAGACCCUUUUUCGCAUUUGUCAUUUUGUGGGUGUGUUUUAGCUUGAAAUAAGAUUUGAGAGAUACCCUUUUUUUUUUCUGUUGGCUUCUCAUGUAUGUAUUUCUAUUUAGGUGAGUGGAACUGUGUUAUUCUUGAAGUAAGGGAUCACAUAUUUGAACUUACCGUGAUUCACAUUAUGCAAUACUAGUGUGUGUUUUUAGAGCACCAGGGAAUGAUUCUGAUUGUGUAUUUGUAAUAUGGGUUCUGUUUUAUAGUCAAGGACGUGGAUUUUCGACAAAAUUCUGAUGGGAUUGGUGUAGGAUGCGAAUUUUUUGGGUGUAUUUGUGAUUAAGGUUUAGGCCUGUAGGUAGGAUUGUUCAGAAUGGCGGAAAAUGCACAAGAAAUGCGAUCCUUGGCCUUGACACCGACGUGGUCUGUUGCUACUGUGUUGACGAUCUUUGUCGCCGUUUCUUUUCUUGUGGAACGAUCAAUUCAUCGAUUAAGCCAUUGGUUGCGGAAAACUAACCGAAAACCCCUGCUUGCAGCUGUGGAGAAAAUGAAAGAAGAGUUGAUGCUGCUUGGAUUUAUUUCCCUACUUUUAACAGCUACCUCAAGCAUGAUAGCCAAUAUUUGCAUCCCAUCAAAGUUCUAUGAUAGCACUUUUGCUCCAUGCUCCAGAUCAGAGAUCGAUGAAGAACUUGAAAGGAAUUUAUCCCAGGACCGUAAACUCUUGAUGGUUUCUGUUCCACCUCACUUGUUUAGGAGGAUGUUGAAUGGGUUGAAUCAGAAUACCUGCAAAAAAGAUCAUGAGCCAUUUGUUUCAUAUGAAGGUCUUGAGCAAUUGCACCGCUUUAUCUUUGUCAUGGCAAUAACUCACAUAUCUUACAGCUGCUUAACAAUGUUGCUGGCCAUUGUAAAGAUUCACAGUUGGAGGCUAUGGGAGGAUGAGGCUCAUCUGGACAGGCACGAUUCAUUAACUGAAAUCACAAGAGAGCAGACAUUGCGAAGGCAAUCAACAUUUGUCAAGGUCCAUGCAUCAAAGCCUUUUGUCAGGAAUAGUUUCCUUGUCUGGGUGACAUGUUUCUUCAGGCAAUUUGGACGUUCAGUUGUUCGUGCUGACUACCUUACACUUCGUAAUGGCUUCAUCAUGAAUCACAACCUCACACUGAAAUAUGAUUUUCACAGCUAUAUGAUUCGCUCCAUGGAAGAAGAAUUCCAAAUGAUAGUUGGUGUGAGUGGCCCACUGUGGGGAUUCGUUGUUGCUUUCAUGCUGUUUAAUGUAAAAGGGUCUAAUCUAUAUUUCUGGAUAGCGAUCAUUCCUAUUACUCUUGUUCUUCUAGUGGGCACAAAGCUGCAGCAUGUUAUUGCAACCUUGGCAUUAGAGAAUGCAUUCUUCACAGGAGCAAAGCUGAGGCCUCGGAAUGAUCUUUUCUGGUUUAAGAAGCCAGAACUAUUGCUAUCCUUGAUCCAUUUUAUUCUGUUCCAGAAUGCAUUUGAAUUGGCUUCAUUCUUUUGGUUCUGGUGGCAGUUUGGGUAUCGUUCUUGCUAUAUUAGGAAUCAUUUGCUCGUGUACCUAAGGCUGAUUUUGGGGUUUGCUGGACAGUUCCUCUGCAGCUACAGCACCUUGCCACUAUAUGCACUGGUUACUCAGAUGGGAACAAACUAUAAGGCAGCCUUAAUUCCUCAGAGGAUAAGGGAGACUAUACAUGGAUGGGGGAAGGCAGCCAGGAGGAGGAGGAGGCUUGGUAUUUUCGCUGAUGAUUCCACUAUACACACAGACACGAGCACGGUAAUGUCAAUUGAGGAAGAUGAUCGUGAGUUGCUCGAUGCCCCUGGAACUGCCGCCGGUGCAUGCACUGAAAUUGAGUUACAACCAGCUUCUGCCACUGCAACCAGCCCUUCCCCAGUCGCUAAUGAAACCUCAAGCAGGGUAGGUACACCCCUGCUUCGACCCUCUGCUUCCAUUUCUUCGUCAGUCGCAUUGACUAUCAAGGCAGAAGGUAUUCUGAGAUCUUAUUCUAUGCCAACCAGAGGAGAAUGAAGCAACAAUGGUGAUGAAGAAAAUAGAAGCAAAGAAAUAUAACGUAUGAUAAGUGUAGGUUUUAUUUGGAUUACAGAAAAAAAGAAAAGAAAAGAAAGAGAUGUCAAUAUGCGAGCUUUUCAUGAUUAAGUAGAUGUCAAUAUACGAGCUUUUCAUGUAACAGAUUCAUAUACUUCAAAAAUGUAAACUCACAUAUAGUGAUGAUGUUAGGUUCUAGUUUCUCAGAAUUUUAUCAUUAACCAUCAUCCCUUUAACAGUGGAGCACAAAUAGAAGGAAAGAGACACUUCUGCA
Molecule: messenger RNA, 2898 nt
Organism: Alnus glutinosa
Lineage: Eukaryota; Viridiplantae; Streptophyta; Magnoliopsida; Fagales; Betulaceae
Product: MLO-like protein 11
Exons: 15
Coding region: 948-2606 (552 amino acids)
Biological process (GO): defense response
Cellular component (GO): membrane
Source: RefSeq, a predicted model, not a curated record